CCUGUCGCGAAAUCGCGCUCGCGAUAUCCCGCCCCGCGUUGGCGCUCAUCGCGGCGACCUCAGAAUCUCCGUCAGACGUCAGACUCAUCGCGAAUCCCAACAUCGACGAUUCGCAAACCUGCCGCUGCCUCUCACUCUCGUUUACAUAACACACAUAACCUUACAAUUGCGCCGAGUCAACAUCCAGCACGCAUUGACGAAGAAAAUAUGAAUGAAUACUAGCCGAUUUGUAGUAGCCGAUCGAUUAUUAAGUGGAAAUACGGGGCGAGGCGAAUAAUUAUCAAGAGUCGACUACGUUUGAAAUACCAAAGCUAAUUAGCGACAAAUCAACACCGAAAACGUAAAAAUAAAUCGAAGAAAGAUACUAUUCAUUUGAGUCGACUACGUGUGAAAUACCAAAGCUUAUUUGCGACAAAUCAACACCGAAAACGUAAAAAGAAAUCGAAGAAAUAUACUAUUCAUUUGCAUGGCGUCAAACUUGAAGAGGAUCGCCGUGGGAGGCAUAGCAGGCGUAACGGGAGCUGGACUUGCCACCUAUUUAUUAUUAAAAGAAGACAGAAACUCAUUUUGGCCGGAAGUAAGAGCAGAACAGAAAAGAGUAAAACCAAAACGAAUACUACCUACGAGAGAUGAGCAGAUCAAAUCACUUCAGUCAGAAUGCUUCGACGUCGUUAUCGUUGGCGGUGGAGCCACCGGUGCUGGAUGUGCCUUAGAUUCCUGUACAAGAGGCCUGAAGACCGCGCUCGUGGAAGCAGACGACUUUGCAAGCGGUACCUCGAGUCGUAGCACAAAACUGAUCCACGGUGGUGUCAGGUAUCUUCAGAAGGCCAUCAUGCAACUUGACAUAGAGCAGUACCGAAUGGUCAAAGAAGCGUUAAACGAAAGGGCGAGCAUGCUUAAGCAAGCGCCACAUUUGGCGCAUCCUCUGCCCAUCAUGCUGCCUGUUUAUAAAUGGUGGCAAGUCCCUUAUUAUUGGGUCGGUAUCAAGGCGUACGACGUUGUGGCUGGCGGGAAAACGCUGAAGUCUUCCUAUUUUCUGUCAAAGAAUAAUGCAUUGGAAUUGUUUCCGAUGUUGAGGGGCGAUAAGUUAGUCGGUGGAAUCGUGUAUUAUGAUGGUCAGCAGGACGAUGCCAGAAUGAACCUGGCCGUAGCUCUGACCGCAGCCAAGCACGGUGCCACGGUAGUGAAUCACGUCAGCGUGACGAAACUGCUCAAAGAACAACGAGACGGCAAAGAAGUGAUCUGCGGCGUCUCCGUCAAGGACGAAAUGACGGGGAAACAGUGGGACGUGCCAGCGAAAUGCGUGAUCAACGCAACGGGACCUUUUACGGACAGUAUAAGGAAGAUGGAUAAUCCCGAGGUUAAGGAAAUCUGCGCGCCUAGCAGUGGGGUUCAUAUUACGUUACCAGGUUACUACAGUCCCGAACAAAUGGGUCUACUAGAUCCAGCUACAAGUGAUGGUAGAGUAAUCUUCUUUUUACCGUGGCAGAAACACACAAUUGCAGGAACAACGGAUCUGCCAUGUUCUGUAACACACAACCCAAAACCGACUGAAGACGAAAUUAUGUUUAUAUUAGAAGAAGUUAAGAACUACCUGAAUCCCGAUGUAGAAGUAAGAAGAGGUGACGUUUUAUCCGCAUGGAGUGGUAUCAGGCCUUUAGUACAAGAUCCCAAUAAACCAGACACGCAAUCACUAGCAAGAAAUCAUAUCAUUCACGUUAGCCCUGCGAAUUUAGUGACGAUAGCUGGUGGAAAGUGGACCACGUAUAGAUCGAUGGCAGAAGAAACGAUAGACGCUGCUGUUGAAGCUUGCAACUUGAAACCUCAACUAGCAAAAAGUCAGACUGAGGGCUUGCUGCUGGUAGGGGCGCACGAAUGGACGCCAACCAUGUAUAUUCGUCUAGUGCAGGACUUUGGACUGGAAUGCGAAGUCGCACAGCACCUCGCUAAGUCUUACGGUGACAGGGCUUUCGCGGUUGCCAAAAUGGCCUCACUAACAGGUAAAAGGUGGCCGAUCAUUGGAAAGAAACUUCACCCCGAGUUCCCGUACAUCGAUGCCGAGGUGAGGUACGGGGUACGCGAAUACGCGAUGACAGCGAUCGACAUGAUCGCCAGGCGGGUGCGUUUGGCCUUUUUGAACGUACAGGCUGCCCAGGAGGCGUUGCCGGAAGUUGUUAACAUCAUGGCCGAGGAGCUGAACUGGUCGGAAGAGGAAAAGGCGAAGCAAAUGAAGGAGGCCACAGAGUUCCUACAAAACGAAAUGGGACAAAACGUGAACAGAGCUAGUCGCGAUAAGAUUCCAAUUAACCUCAGCAAAGAAGAGAUACAGUUAUAUAUCAGGAGGUUCCAGAUUAUCGAUAAGGAUAGGAAAGGAUACGUAUCUAUAAAUGACAUUAGAAGAAGUCUUAAGCAACAAGACGGACAAGACGUACCCGGAGAGCAACUGCACGAAAUUCUUAAAGAAAUCGAUACAAACAUGAACGGGCAGGUUGAACUUGACGAGUAUCUACAGAUGAUGUCGGCGAUCAAAUCCGGACACGUAACGUACUCCAGAUUCGCCAGGAUGGCGGAGCUUGAAGAACAAAAGCACGAGAAAGAAAUGCUGAAAAAGAAGAUAUCAGUUGAAAGAAGCGGUGGUGGUUUGUAAGGUAUGCACGUCUGCCAACGGGUCGAUUUGAUGGUGGCAAAAAUGGAAGUCGGAACAGAAGAGCGUCUUGUUGCCUUAGGAUGUAAAUACGAAUAUUUUUAUAAAUAAAAAGUGAAUGACUAUCAAGAUGAUGACGAUCGUUCGAUUUUGUGCGUUUUGCACACAUUGUUAGUAUUUCAGUGAGAUUUUUUUGUUGAUGUAUAUAUUAUGUUAUUGCAAUAAAUAUUUUGAUUCAUGACA
This is a messenger RNA of Acanthoscelides obtectus, 2887 nucleotides long. Lineage: Eukaryota; Metazoa; Arthropoda; Insecta; Coleoptera; Chrysomelidae. The record is from the annotation of a GenBank genome assembly.